Molecule: messenger RNA, 468 nt
Organism: Trematosphaeria pertusa
Lineage: Eukaryota; Fungi; Ascomycota; Dothideomycetes; Pleosporales; Trematosphaeriaceae
Exons: 1
Coding region: 1-468 (155 amino acids)
Source: RefSeq, a predicted model, not a curated record
AUGGCGAAUCCAAACCCCAACCCCGACCGAAACCGCCAAAAGCCACAACACAACUACCUUCUCCCCGCCCAAUGGCAUCCUGUCACCUCGGCACCAGCAUCUAGCGGCACUACAAGCACUACCUCUGGCACCUCUUCCAACCCCCGGGCCUCUCAAUCCGGUCCCCCGACAAAUACUCAGUUCCGUCACUACCAGCCGACACCCCCGCAGCAACAGACCACGACAACGGAACGAUACCAGAUCACCGCGCCGUUCCAGAUACCACGUAUGCCGCAUUCCUGGCCGUAUCCCGCAGCGAGAAGAGAGGGUGGAGAGGGAGGGGUUGGUGCGGCUGAGCAAGGGACUGUGCCGAUUGAUCCAAGGUUGCUUGGUUCGAGGGAAGGAGCAAGUCCGGGGCCCGCGCCGCCUAGUGGGUGGAAGCGGAGUGGGCCGCAGAGCGGGUGGCCGCCGAGUAGUGGUGGGCAGUAA